AUGGAUCAUCAUCAUGGUAGUGGUGGUAUAUUUCAAAACCUGUCUAGUUUCCAGUGUUUAACGAGUAGGCGGUUUCACGAUGAUCACCUUAUGGAGGAUGUUGAGAUUUUGACGCGGUUUUACAAGAGGUUGGAAAGUACAUCAGUACAUGAACAUUUGCCGAUUUUGUAUAUUGAAAAAUUAUCAUACAUAUAUAUCCAAUGUGAGAAUGGAAUACUAAUAUUGGCGGUGACUCCCAAGAACUUGAAUGUGAUGCUGGUAAUUGUGUUUUUGAAAAACAUCCAUUUAAUUUUGAUACAUUAUUUGUGCAAAAAAUCGGCAAAUUCCUUGACCAAGGAGGCUAUUCUCGAUAACCUGGUUCUUAUAUCCGAAUUGUUUGACGAGUGUGUGGAUUUUGGCAUAUUGCAAAUCACAGAUUAUAAAUUGCUUGAGGAGUAUAUUAAAGUUGAGCCAAAUAUAGCGAGAUUUGGUGGAGAGAAUGGUCAUCAGUCUCGCAUGAACUCUUGUGAAGAAGACAGUGCAGAAAAAGACGACGAUGAUGAUGAUGAUGAUGGAGUGGAAGAAGAAAAUGGUGAUGGCGGCGUUUUCGGAGUUGGUCUGCACUCUAAAAAGAGCAAGAAGAAUAAGAAAGGUAGACGUAGUAGCAAAAACAUUAAAUCCACACACAAUCAAGCUGUGAAAACGGAUGUUUUAGCUAAAGGAUCCGAUGUUAUAAACAGUUCCAUCCUACGAACAUACUCACUGUCUAUUAACUGGAGACCUAAGGGUAUAUUUUAUGCAAAAAAUGAGAUAUUUGUGGAUAUCAUUGAGAAUUGUGAAUUUGUUUACGAUUUAGGAUCAGAUGUUGUCAAACGAAACGAGGUGUAUGGGGUUUGUUUGGUGAAGUCGUACUUGUCAGGUAUACCGAUUUGUCGCGUUGGAUUUAACGAGAGUUAUAUGACCUCAAUUGAAAAGGACAUAGAAGAAGAAAAGGAGGGGGGGAAGGAGGAGGAGGGGGGGAAGGAGGAGGAGGGGGGGAAGGAGGAGGAGGAGGAGAAGGAGAAAGAGAAGGAUGUUGCCGAAUCUUUGCAAUUAGAUGUAGAUACAUUGCCGCGAAACCAAAUUGUGCCUGAGGAAGCUGACGUAGAUGACACAGAAGAAGAGCUGGUACAUGAUAGUGACAACAAGAAACAGCGGAAACAUAGGUUUCCGAUACGAAAUAUUCAGUUCCAUCAAUGCAUAAAGCUUUCAAAGAUUUAUAGAGAAAAUUUGGUAACAUUUAUUCCUCCCGACGAUAAAUUUAUCUUAAUGACUUAUACCGUUGAGCAGCUAAAGAAUAAGAAGAAAUUGCCGUUAAUACUAAUAAAACCUAUUUUCAAAGUGGUCAGUGCAAAUCUGACCUUACAAAUAAUGUGUACCCUACUGACAAAUUUCCCACGAAGACGUCACUGCAGGGACUUGAUUGUACGAAUUCCUUUGAACCCCUUUUUUUUUGAAGUUGAGUUGGGAAACACCAAUUUGAGAUAUAAGGCGGAAAAUGGUGUUGUUUCUUUGAAAGUGGAUAGUAUGGAAUUGAUAUGGAAGAUCGAGAGUAUCGAUGGUAAACAAACGGUAAGGAUGAUGUGUGAAAUGUCUUUGCAUAGCUGUUCACAAGUAACCCCAACCAGGAUAUCAAACUAUAUUAAUAGAAGAGUUACUAAAGAAGAGUUAAUGGGAACAGGAUUUACAGACAAUAAGAACGACGAUAACGGUAACUAUAGCGACAACGACAACGAUAGCGAUAGCUACAAAUACAACGACAACGACAACGACAACGACACUGAUGCAUUAGACGAAGCUCGAAAUGAGCUUGAUGAUUUCUAUGGAGUAAAUGGUGGCCACCAUCAAAAUACCACAGCCAGACGACUUUUAAUGGAGAAUAUCAAGAGGAACUUUGUUAGUGACGACAUAGCAUUGACAUUCAAAAUACCUAUGUUUACUUAUUCCGGUUUGAAGUUAUCGUAUCUUUCUGUUGAAGAAGAGCAAAUGAAGUACUCAUGCUUUCCAUGGAUAAGAUACCUUACAAAGAGUACAGAUUACAAGGAAAUAGAGUUGCUGCAUGAUACCAAUUAUUUUAACGGUCAAAAUUGUAAUUAUAGAUUUAAAAUUGGCAUCAAUUCCUUUGUAAUUGACUAA
Messenger RNA from Lodderomyces oxycetoniae, 2154 nucleotides. RefSeq lists its product as uncharacterized. Lineage: Eukaryota; Fungi; Ascomycota; Pichiomycetes; Serinales; Debaryomycetaceae. The transcript has a single exon. The record is from RefSeq and is a predicted model, not a curated record. Bases 1 to 2154 code for a protein of 717 amino acids. Gene Ontology annotation, molecular function: clathrin-cargo adaptor activity. Gene Ontology annotation, cellular component: AP-2 adaptor complex; cytoplasmic vesicle. Gene Ontology annotation, biological process: clathrin-dependent endocytosis.